This is a messenger RNA of Amoebophrya sp. A120, 2078 nucleotides long. The record is from the annotation of a GenBank genome assembly. Lineage: Eukaryota; Dinophyceae; Syndiniales; Amoebophryaceae.
GGAGUUUGGAGCAAUCUCCUAGCACUUGUUUUUAUCGAAAAAAAUAUCAAGGUUUGUCCCUGCAGAAACAAAGCAGCCCGUUCGACGGGAUGUAGGAUUUUGAAAAGCCGCGUCAGCCGCUCCGGAAAAAUGGGCGUUCCGACGUGGAUUAUCGGUGUCGCGCUGCAGAAUGCGUCCUCCUUCACGUGCACUUUGGGACUGGUCGUCCAGAAGUGGGCGACGCAGCAGAAAGUAUUUCGGUCGUCGGUGUGGUCCUUCGGUUUCGUGCUUUUCAUGGGCGGCCAGCUGUUGAUGCCCGCCGCACUCACCAUGGCGCCGCAGUCGGUGCUGUCCUGUCUCACGCCGACCACGUUACUGUUCAAUUCGGUGCUAACGCCCUGCAUCUUGCGCGAAAAAUUCACCGCCUACCACACGGCGUCGAUUAUCUGUAUCUUCCUGGGUUGCUUCAUCACAGUACAGUUCGGUAUGCACCCGGACGAGGUCGAGGGUGGAAAUGAUCGUCAAAGCGGGAUUUCUUCUAGAACCCCCUCGUCAACAUCGACAUCAACUGCCACGUCAGAAGUAAACGGUCACUAUUCUCCGGCCACGGAUCCAACGCCCUUCCUCACCCUUCGCACGGUGCUGCACCUGGGAACGAGGCCGAUGUUUCUCGCACUGGUCGUGUUUUCUGCGCUGGUGGCACUGAGCGUCGCCAAGCCGGUGGUUGAGUGGCGCUGGAGCGGCGCGCCGACGAGUGCGCUAAAGAAGCGUGUCACACCCUUCCAGUUGAUCCUGUUGUCAACCAUUUUCGGGGCGGUCUCGGUGACCAACACAAAAGUUGUUUCCACACUCUUUGCGGACAACUACCUACUGGACGAGGGCAAAAUGAACCCGCAAGACGCCGCGUCUGCCAGGGGAGAUGCGGUCGUGGAGCAGCGCCGUCACGACCCACGCAGUGCAGUGGAUGCGGCUGGUCGUGGUGUUGACGCGGCGGCCAAGACCGCGGGCGGCGCUGCGUCGGCGAUCGCCUCGUCCUCGUCAAAUCCGGUUUUUUGGCUGUUCACCACCGAAACUGGACUGGCCUGCUUGAUCCUGAUUCUCUUCGGCAUCGCGGGAGUGGCCGUCGUGUCGAUUUCUCUUCUCAACUUAUCCAUGGUGCUGUUCAGUUCGCUGACAACGGUACUACGUGCUGGCCUCGUUGUUCCUGUGUCCUACUUGGGCUACUGGGUUUUUUAGUUUUAAUAGCACCUUCAUCAUACUUGUUUUCUAGUAGGUGCUAUACUUUUUAAAAACUUCGUUCCUGACGGCCGCCCUACUAGACGAUCAGUGCCUGCAUGUGCUUGUUGUCAAUCAGCUCACCCUAUUGAUUCACACCUCUCGAGCUUCAUCAAACAAAGAAACAAGCACAGGUCACGUUGAACUGCGCAUUGGGGCUGGUGAUGCAGUUGAUCUACGGUGCCGUCUUUUUCGAGGAGUACAAGCUGUACUCUUUUUCUGCCUUUUCCGCCACCGUCCUGGGCGUUUGUUGCUCUUUUCUGGGGCUCGGAUUUUUGUACUUGCACGGCAAGAAUGAGGAUAGCGCGGACCACGUGGACUUGCUCUCUUCCUCGCCCGGGAUGAAAAAUUUGGUGUCCGGAGGGUCCGCACUGCCGUCGCCAAGGAGUGGCGGCAGAGCGGACCUGCCCGGCUGCGGCGACGCUGCCAUUUUACAGGGCCGCGCGUACCAGGUUCUCGAGGAUGAUAGCAGCACGACAACCGGAAUUCUAGAGACUAACACGACCUCCAUCUCUGCUGGCUUCAGCAGCGGGGGAGCGUCAAGCAGUACUAGUGGCUCCUCGUCCUCAACCAUGGACCGGGGAGGCACGGGCUACGUAAUCGACCAAGUAGCGGGGGCGGUUCCGUCGCCGAACCGCGUGGAGUUUUAUCACAGCACACAAAGAAUGCGAAUAGCCUCACCGACAAGCAAAACUGUGAACGUGCCACGCCCAGGGAUUUCACGGUCGAGUGCCGGAUCACGGUCGAGUGCCGGAAACGAGUAGCCAGAGUGAGAAGUCACUGACACAAUAAGAAUGUCCGCUUUGCGAAGCAAAAGUCCUCAU